AUGUGGCACCUGCUCACCUGUUCCUCCUCUCUCCUUCCCCGGGCCCCUCCCCUUUGAGGCGGGCUUCUAGGGGCAGGAUUCCCUCCUCUCGCGGUUCCUUUUCCUGCCAAGAUCCUCCCCUUCUCUGUCCCGGCGUCUUCCUCUCGUUCCCUCUCUCUGGGAGCGAGCCUGCGGUUCGGCCGCUAUGUCUCUGUGGCCCGAGGAGCUAGGCAGCCCGGCGGCAGCCGGAUCGCUUCUCCUGUGCGCCGCGCAGUUGGCAGUGGGCUAUGCGGUGGGCAGCAGUCUGGGCCGCGGGGUGGGCGCUGCUGACCGCUGGGCGCUAGUCUGGCUCUGCUAUGAUGCCCUGGUGCAUUUCACGUUGGAAGGUCCCUUUGUCUACUUGUCUUUAGCAGGAAGUGUGGCAGACUCGGAUGGCAUAAUUGCUUCAUUAUGGAAAGAGUAUAGCAAAGCAGAUGCAAGAUGGCUUCAUUCAGAUCCCACCAUUGUAUCCCUGGAGAUGCUGACUGUUGUUUUGGAUGGAUUUCUGGCCUUGCUCCUCAUUUAUGCAAUAGUAAAAGAGAGGUACUAUCGGCAUUUCAUUCAGAUUACACUCUGUGUGUGUGAACUGUAUGGUGGGUGGAUGACCUUCUGUCCAGAUUGGCUAAUUGGAAGCCCGAACCUUAACACAAGCAAUUGGCUUUAUCUUUGGGUCUACCUGGUGUUUUUUAAUGGUGUAUGGGUAUUGAUCCCAGGACUACUACUGUGGCAGUCAUGGAUAGGACUCAAGAAAAUGCAUCAGAAGGAAAUGAAGCCAGGAAAAAAGUUCAGAUGAAUUUUCAAAAUCACAACUGUAUUCUUUGUCCAUAAGUCAUCGUGGUUUUAACCUAUGAUUGUGUGAUAAAAAUGCAAUCACCAAUGCUUUUUGAAGUUGUUUUUCUUCCAGUUGUAUUUUGUAUACCAAUUUGCUUUCUUUAUAGUAAAAUAGAGGGAAUGGAGGGCUCGGGGUGUGUGUGUGUGUGUAGGAUUUUAAGAUUAUAUGUAGGGAUAAAUUAAUGCAAUAUAACUUCUGCCAAUAAUGCUCAUAAAAAUAAUUGUUAAAUUGUGCCAUAUUAAUUAGCACAUCCCAAAGUUUACUCUGGAUCUUCUGGUGUAGUGUAUGGUCUGGGCAGACAUCUUUAUGACACCUCCAAAUAGUUCACUUUAUGGAUUUGGAGAGUUAGCAUAUUUCUUAUCCUAAAAUUACUCUCAAAAAGAAUUUAAACUUUAUGUUUUAGGAUAAUUACACAUUCUACCCCUGUGCCUGAUAGAGUGUGGGGCUCAGAGAAGACCUGCCUCUGACAUAUGUCAAAAAGCCUCAACCUCGAACCCCAAACAAGUUCAAGUCCUCUUGCAUUAGUUAAAAAAAUUUUUCAUUAAUCCCAUUGGGAUUGAUUGGUCUCUUUGACCCUGUGCUUGACUGGCACUAUGUAGGCUAGCUUUGUGCUUCUUUAGCACUGUGCAGUGGCUCUUUUUGUAGUCCCGUCUCCUGGAAUCAGACACAAUCAUUAAGCAAAGUCCCAUAAUUUUUAAAUAAUGAAUGGCAUUAUUUCUAUAGUCUAAAGCUUUUGGGUAUGCAUUGACAUUAAAGUUAAUGGACAUUUUAAACUUAUCCUAGUACAAAAUCAAAAACUUCUUAAUAUUGAUAAUGUGCUUUGAGUUCACAAAAGGAGAGAAAAUAUAAAAACUCGAAUAUUAUGUUGCAUAUACAAGGGAAAAAUAAUAAAAAAAUGUUUUAAAAAUAAAAAUAUAUAGCUUACAAUCAGUGACAUAUUGUGUCAGCCAAGAAAAGGUAGAAUACAAAGGUUUCUCACCCAAAAAACGAGAUCCAUUUCCUUUUUAACUUGGCCAUGAUCCACUGUGUGAGUGCAAUGAUUUUCACAAAGUAACAGCUUUAUAAAACAGUAGUACAAUAGAUAAUGCACAUUUAUUCAUAAUAGCUCAGUUAAUGACAAUAACAAACAAACCCACUAUUAUAUAGGAGUCACAUGAAUUGCUAUAUAGCCACUUGAUAUGUGACAUUUAAAAAAUGUAUGAAUUGAUAAAUACUUGUCACAAGUUCUAUAGAUGUAGCAAACCUUUCAACCUUGGCAAAGAUAUUUUUAACAAAGUCUAUUACUGCCAUUAUCCUAAAAUUUGGCAGAAAAACCUAGAUCUGGCUUCAGAUACUUCCUAAUUAUAUGGUCCUGAGCUAGUCACUUAAUACCUUGCCACUCUUCUAUAUUACAAUUGCUACCAAGAUAGAAGGUAAAGAUUUUUUUUCAAGUUUCAGUUUCAGGGAAAAGAUUAGAGAUGCUUGAAGGCACUGAGCAAUUUUCCAUAUGUGAUCAUACCACAAACUUUGGUAUAACUGGAAAUCUUAUGCCUUUGAACUACACUUCCCAGGAGCCCACUGACUUCCUGUCAUUACAUGCUGAUAUAGACAAGGGAUAAAUAGGGUGGUCUUCCGUGGCUAGCUCUCUUUCCUUCCUGGGUGGGAACAUUGGUGGAGCAGGCUGUUUAAACAGCUAGAUUAGCCAUGGGCAUGUUGUUUUAUUUUGUUACCUUUUUAUUUUGUUACUUCUCGUGAUUAUUAAUAAAUCUUACAAAAUAUAAUAUUUGAAGUUAUUGCAUAUUAAUUUAAUUUUUAUAAUGAUGGCAGCCACUAAAGUUAGAGAAAAAAUUCUCAAUUUUUUAAGAUAGCCUAGAUACAUUUUGAAAAGCCACAUUUCUCCUGCCACAGCUUUUUGCUGCCCCCAUCUCCACCCUGAGAACUCUGAACUCUCUUUGAAGUUGCUGCCCUCUUCCUGCUGUUUUUUUUUUCUAUAUUUUUCCCAGCCACCCCACCCACCCAGCCAGGGGCUUUUGUCUGAGAAGGUAUAAGCGGCUUCUCUCAUCCAUCUGCUUGAGCCAGCGUUCCUUGCUGCUGCCUCUGGCAUUGCUGCUGCUGAUCUAGCCUUCUGCUGUUAACUCCCUGGGUUGUCCCACCCAUCCACUCCUGCUCCUCCUACUUUUGCUGCUGUUGCUGUUACUGUUGCUGAUUGCUGCUGCCUCCUCUUUAGAACACACAAGCUGGGAGUCCUUGGAGCUGCUCUCCUGGCAGCUGGUAAAGUACAUUGCCAAAAACUGAGUGCUAAUUUGAACUUUGGGGGGUUGAAUGCAUUUGUAUUGUAUAUAUACUCUUAUGCUCAAUGGGGACUGCACCCUAAUUAGCUUUUUGUCAAUGCACCUAGCAAUCAUUGGUUUUGUUCUCUUUCCCUUUUAUCCCAAAAUUAUUGUAAUUUCAAAGUUGGUUAUGUUUACAAGAUCCAUUGGAGAGAUUAGUCUUCCAAGGGAUCUCAUGGGGGGAAAUGUUUAAUUGGAAAUCUUGUCCCUUUGAAAUAUACUUCCCAGGAGUCCACUGACUUCCUGUCAUUAUGUGCUCAUGUAGAUAGGGGAUAAAUAGGGUGAUCUUUUGUGGAUAGCUGUCUUUCCUUCCUGGGUCAGGACAUUAGUGGAGUGGGCUGUUUGAACAGGUAGAUUAGCCAUGGGCAUGUGGUUUUAUUUUGUUACAUUUUUAUUUUGUUACUUCCAGUGAUUAUUAAUAAAUUUUAUAAAAUAUAAUAUCUUAAGUUAUUGUAUAUUAAUUUUUAUACUUCUUAAAAUGCCAAAAUUUAAAAAUAUGUGAAACUAAUUUACAUUCUGUUGUUAAUGACUGGUAACUACUUAUUAGAUCUGUACUCCUCCUGGCUCUGACAGACUCUAUGCAAGCUGGUUAUAUAUCACAAAUAAAGCUUUAAUUACAAA
Messenger RNA from Monodelphis domestica (gray short-tailed opossum), 3780 nucleotides. RefSeq names its product EBP like (gene EBPL). The record is from RefSeq and is a predicted model, not a curated record. Gene Ontology annotation, molecular function: cholestenol delta-isomerase activity. NCBI's taxonomy places the organism in Eukaryota, Metazoa, Chordata, Mammalia, Didelphimorphia, Didelphidae. Gene Ontology annotation, cellular component: membrane; endoplasmic reticulum. Gene Ontology annotation, biological process: sterol metabolic process.